GUUUAAAAAGUGGAAUAAAAAUGAUGCAGUGCAAAGAUUUUUUAUUACCUAUGACUAAUAGACUAAAGUGCGAUAUAUAUAAAGACACGUAAUGCUACAUGAGGUAGAUUGUUUAUACAACGUGUAAAAUUACUUCAUAUUAUUUACCUACCAUGUUAUUUAAUAAGACCUUAAUUUAUAGAGACAGAUAGAAAGAUAGAUUAGCGUUCAACAUAUCUAUUGAUUGUUGUUGUUAAAAAUAUACGAUAUUGUGCAUUUAUUAUUGCGGUAUUAGAUCUACGAGAGUAAUUUAAAUAACUGCCACUAUUCUUGUAAGCGUGUAGCAAUUUUCUGUACUCAGCUUCUACCGACUUCAUUGUGCCAUGGCUAAACACAUUACGUAUUGGAUUAAGGUUAUAGCUGCGGUGUCCCUGUGUGUAGGGUCUGUCGUAUUAGUGCCCAUUACAUCAGAAACAUCCGAUACACAGACAGCUUACGCCUGUGAAGGAAAAAAGAUGACGCUGACCUGUGGGUCAGAACAAAAGAUUCAAAUACUUAGUGUCAUGUAUGGUUAUCCUGCUGGUCAGACAUGUCCAUCUGAUGAUCAUCCGUUCAUAUGUCAGUCACACAAUAAAGAAAAAGUUGUUAGCAUAUGCAAUGGACUGUCGAAGUGUGAUAUAACAGUGGAUAGCAACGCCUUCGAAAAUCCGUGUCGGAACCCUGUCUGGAAACUUGCUACAGUACACUACAAGUGUUUAGAGAUCAACGCUGUCUUUGCCAGUGAAGGGAUGGCGAUGACUCUAAAAUGCAACCGGAACGAAAGGAUCAAGGUUGUGUCUGGGACCUACAGCAGAUUCCCUAGCGACCCAAAUAAUGUUGAUGUCACUGAAAUCAUUUCAAAAAGGUGUAACAAUCAAAGAUCUUGCACGUGGGAAGUCCGGAAAUCUCAGAUACGGAAACAAAGUUUUAAGGAGCAAAUACUAGCAGAAGUCAGCUAUCGUUGUUUGAUUUAUUAGAGUUCCUUUCUACUAGGCAGCAGUAUGGUGCUUUCAGAUACCAAUUAGAUUAACUUGGAAAUCAAUGUUAGACUAAAAUACCUAUAUCUAUUGAUUAGUUAAUCACAUCGGCACAAAUCGAAGUCAAAAUAAUUGCUUAAGCUUACUUAUAAUACUGGGAUUUUCACAAAUUUUAGGUUUCCGUUAACUCUUUCUCUCCUAACUGACGAUACCAACGUUGAUUCCACCAGAAUGUGGUUAAUAAUGACGGAGAGAAAGAGUUAAAAUGUAGGCAAAUCCAUAUAUAUCAAUAUUGGUUUAUCCGGAUUUUACAUUUAUUUUUACCAUAUAAUCAUUAGAGUGCACCCUUUUAGCAGUGUAAAAAUUCAAUGAUUAAUAAAAUGGCAACACAAAGACGAAUAACGCGAUUAAUGGGAAGAACUAACAUUUCCACAAACGUUUUCAUGAAAAUAACUCAAGAAUUCUGCGCCUCUUACAACCCAGUAACAUCAAGCUUGACAAUGGAAACUGUAUUUCUAAUAAUUUUGUGGACUUAGCAUUACAGAGAAUUUCUCAUCUACCAUAUAGAGUAGAGUAAAAAAAGGCAUUUUGAAUGGCUCUUUAUAUCGACAGAUGUUUUUAAUAUUUGAAACCUAUUUUAGUGCGUGGUCGAUUUAUUGCACGUUUUUUUCAAAAGCAUAUCUUUAUUUUAAAAAAAAUGUAGACAAAUAUAUAGUCUAUGUUUUUGUGCCAAAUUGGUGACGAUUUUAUAUUUAUCAUUGUGUUUACAGUAAAAGGCUUAUUUUUCCUUUCUGUAUAUACAUAAAAUAGUAUAUAUAAUAAUUAUUAUUUUUAUUAUUAUGUCUCAACUCAUUUACAAAAACAAGACUUAAUGGGGGUAGUCUAUAAUGGGUCGUACUUAAACAAAGGACUACUUUAAAGUGUAUUAACUACUUGGACAAGCGUUAACUGUGACGAUCUCAAUGGCUUGAAUGACGUCACGUCCACCGUCUAUGACAUACAUGAAAUAGUAUAUAUUAUUAUUAUUUUGUCUCAACUCAUUUACAAAACCAAGACUUAAUGGGGGUAGUCUAUAAUUGGUCGCACUUAAACAAAGGACUACUUUAAAGUGUAUUAACUACUAUGACAAUAUUAAUGUUUUGAAUCUCACCACGGUCUACCCUCUCUGUCAACAAUUUUCAUUCAUGCCUGGCAUCAGGGGCGGACUGGCUAUAUGGGCAUUUGGGCAAAUGCCCGGUGGGCCGGUACCCAAAUGGGCCGGUAGGGCCACCGAAAUGCCUGAUCGAAGUCACUAUGGCACAUAUCAAGUUGUUAAAGGUUUUAUAAUAUCCUUAUUAUGUUAUUAUUAUUAUUUUUAUAAAAGGCCCUCUGAGCGUCGUGUUUAAACAAAAAAGUCUUUCACAGACAUUACAGUGUAAUACUCUUUUAAUCAAACACAUUUUCCGAAAAUAAAAUGUAGAAUGUAGACAGUGCUACUAGUAGGCUUCAUCUUUUUAGGGCCUUCAUAAUUGCUGAUUUAAAAAGACGCUAUAUUGCUUAUUAAGAUAUAGAGUUCACUGUAAGCAUGCAUAUCGAUACAUUAUCAAACUUAACAAUGAUUUUUAAGGACCGAUACACCUAGACAUGAUAGGGAAUUUGUGGGCCGAAUUUUAUAGAAAUGCCCGGGCCGAUUUUGACACCCAGUCCGCCCCUGCCUGGCAUCAUUCAGAUCUAGGUCAGUGUUUCCCUAAACCUUGUUCCGCGGAACCCCAGUGUUCCAUGGAGGCCUAGUAAAAUGUUUUUUUUUGUAAAAUGUUUGACAUUGUUUCGGAUGUUCCUUCAGAGCUGAAGAUAGUUUACUUCCUAGUCCAAACCUCCCGCAGGACGACGGGGGAUGGGAGCGGGCAGGGUUUGAACCCUCGACAAAUCCGAACGACAGUUCAGCGCGCAAACCGCACGACCGGACAGCCAUCCUAGCGUUCUGCGUGGCCUAAAUAUAUAUGCCAAGAACUACUGGGAUAAUUAACUAGUAGGCCAAAACGCGAAUUAACCUCUGUAAAAAAAAAUAAGCAAAGUGUUCCUCUAAAUACUUAGAAUGUGCGAAGGCGCGAAGUGUUCCGCUAAGGAAACGGUAUGGGAAACACUGGACUAACACAAUACGCUCCAAGUGUUCAAUUAAACACUGUCACAGUGGAAACCUUUUUUUCAUUUAAAUAUUUUUUUGUCUACAAAAGUUGAAUAAAUUUU
Messenger RNA from Biomphalaria glabrata, 3221 nucleotides. RefSeq names its product protein eva-1-like. Lineage: Eukaryota; Metazoa; Mollusca; Gastropoda; Planorbidae. The coding region runs from base 363 to 995 and encodes 210 amino acids. The record is from RefSeq and is a predicted model, not a curated record. The transcript has 5 exons. Gene Ontology annotation, molecular function: carbohydrate binding.